AUGAAUGUGGCAGUUACAGAUGCGGGAGGGGAUGCUCCCGCCCUCAGCCCGGGGAGGGGGCCCCGCGCCGCCCCGCGUCCCCGCGCCCCUCGCCGUGCGCUCGUGCCCGCGCCAGGCCAGACCGCCCCGCGGCCGGGGCCGAGGCCGGCGCGUGCUCCCUCCCCGCCCGCGGUGCCCGCCGCUGAGCCGGGGGCCCGGCGCCACCCACGCGUCCCGGAGCCCCGCGCGCGGCCGGCGGCUGCUGGUCGCGGACGCUCGUGGCCGGCGAAGCCCGCGCGGGUGCGGGCGCCGCGCGCGGGGCCUCCCCGCCUCCCCGCCGGGGCCGGGGCCGGGCGCCCGCAGAGCCCGCCGGAGAGCGGGACGGCAGGGCCCUCCCGGGGCAGCCCGGCCGCCCAGGGCCCCGCGCGCCGCUGCGUCCCGGCCAUGGCCUCUGCGCCCGGCCCCGAAGCCGAUGCGCGCGGGGGCGCCGGCUGGAGAGCCGACUGCGGCCCCGACAUGCACGUGAAGAUGUGCAAGAAGAUCGCCCAGCUCACCAAGGUGAGGCGCGGCGCCGGGGGCCGGGAGGGAGCACCCGCGCCGGAGCGGGUCCCGGGGGCCGGCCCGCAGGGGAGCGGUCCCCAGCCUCGGCGACCCUCUGGGGCGCCGUCCUGCAGCGGCGGAGAGAAGGGGGCCUUGCCGGGGAAGCUCCUUCAGCCUGAGCAGGGGCCUCCCGCUGACGCGCUCGUGGGCUCCCCGCAGGUGAUCUGCGGCCUCCACGCCCGGCAGGACGAGGCCGAGGCGGGCCUGGAGGCGCUGCGCGCGGCGGUGGCCGACGCCGAGGCCCGGCUGAGGCGCGCGCAGGAGGCGCAGGAGGGCCCGGACUCGCCGGACGCGCCGGAGCCCCCGCUCCCCGGGGAGGACCCGGAGCCCCAGGCCGGGCCGGGCCGCGGCCCCGACGCGCGGGCGGCGCCGCUGGAGGCGGAGCGGCUGCGCGCGGAGACCCGGCGGCUGCGCGAGGCCUGCGCGCGCGAGGCCGAGGCCGUCCGGCGGGCCGCGCAGCCGUCGGCGAGCCGGGCGCUGCGGCAGUGGCGGGAGCAGGAGGCCGAGCUCCGCGAGAAGCCCCAGGCCCAGCAGGCGGCCCUGCAGGCGCGCGUCCGGAAGCUGGAAGCGGCGCUGGAGCACAGAGGCCGCAAGGUCGGCGACCUGAAGAGGGACGCGCAGAAGCUGAGGGAGCGCGCGCAGGACCUGGAUGUGCAGCUCAAGGAGGCUCGACGGGAGAAUUCAGAGUUGAAAAGCACCGCAAAAAAACUUGAGGAGAAGCUCGCUGUUGCCAAUGACAGGCUGAUGUUGCUGGAGUGUCGUGUGACACAGAAGACCGAUGACAUGAAGACAGAGAGAAUUUCAGAGAAUGAAGUCCUAGAGAAAGAGGAUGAUUUGGAAGCCUGCCGUCUCCAUCCUCAGCAGGAUCAGAACUUUCCCAAGGAGUGUCCAUGCACGAAAGGAGGCACAGAUACACAGACGAAGAAAGAGGCGUGUAUUGAGACAGACUAUAUGAAGCAAAAAUAUGAAGAAGACCUUCGUAAAAUCAAACAUCAGACAGAAGAGGAGAAGAAACAUCUCAAAGACCAGCUGGUGAGGCAUCUAGAAGACUUGGUGAAGAAGCACACAGUAGAAAUCAAGUCAGUUCGCUCGUUAGUGGAAGCUGAAAGGAAGAGGCUGCAGAAGGAAGUAGAAGCACAGUUGGAGGAAGUGAAGAAGAAAUCAGAAAAUGAAAUAAAGCAGCUGGAAGAAGAGAAAGCGGCCCUGAGCGUGAAGCUGCAGGACUCACUGCUGGAGGUUUUAAGGCUGAAAGAAUUUAUCCAACAGAAUAAGGUACAUCCCACAAGAGGUGAUGAAAAGGCCCAGGAACUGGACUGCCAGCACUGCAACAUUGUAGAGACCCAGGAUCCGUGCUUGAGGCCGAAUGAACCUUCUCAGACUCUGCCCAGAGAAGAAGAGUAUCAAGAUAAGUUAGCAGCUGAAGAAGGAACCAGCAGCGAUGAAGAGGAAAGGAUCGAAGUGCCCCUCAAGGAGGGAAGUGACCUGCAGCCUCCACUGGAGGAGGAGAAGGAGAAGGCACCGGAAAUCCAGCGUCUGCAGGAGGAGUGGCAGAGACAGAAGGCCAAGUUGCAAGCCCAGGUCUCGCAGUUGCAGCAGGCCCUGGAGCAGUGCGCCAGCGGCUACAGGGAGGACCUGCGGGAGCUCAAGCAGUUCUCCGACCGCGAGCGGGAGCAGCUGCAGCGCGAGCUCCAGGAGACCAUCCAGCAGCAUCAGGCGGCGAAAGCUCAGCUUGAGUCUGCCCACCAGCGAGCCCUCCGCGUGCUCGAGAAGGCCAGACACCAGGACGUCAAGGCCACAGAGGAGCGCUUGAAGAAGGAAUCCAGCCACAGCCUCCAGGUCCAGCACCAGGCACACCAGCUGGAGCUGCAGGCCUUGGAGGAAAAGGCCCGGCAAGAGCUCCAGGGGCAGCUGGAGAGGCUGCGGGCUCAGCAGGCGCUGCUGCUAGAGUCCCUGAGGCAGGAGCUGGCGCAGCAGCGAGCCAUCUGCUCCGAGCACCGGGAGGACCCGGAGGUGCUGCCGGCAGAGCUGGACGCCCAGGGCAGCGUGGGCCGGCGACAGGCCGUCACCCAGAGGCCAGGGCACAGCGACGGCCACACCGGCCCCGCAGAGCAGAGCGGCUCCCCGGAGGGCGUGGGCGCCCAGGAGCAGCAGCCUGGAGGCGGAUGUGGCCUCCAGGAGGAGAACACGCAGCUCAGGGAGGCCGUGCGUCUGCUGCAGGCGGAGGUGCAGCAGCUCCGCGACCGGCGCAGGUUCUACAGGCCACCCAGCAGAGCGGGGCGAAACUCCAGUGCGCUGGAGGUUCAGACCCUAGAGCCUGGACAAGCCCCGCUGUGCCUCCACACCCCUGCCCCUCCCUGCAGGCUGCUGGAGGAGGGCCAGCAAGCCCAGCGGGCCCGGGAGGUGGAGCUGCUGUGCCAGCAACACCAGCAGGAGGUGCAGUCCAUGGUGGCCGACUUCAGCAGAGCUCAAGCCCGGCUCCAGGCCCGGCUGGCUGCCCUGGAAGCGGAACGGAAAGAUUCUGGAGAGAAGCCUGGGAAGGGGGCGUCCAUGCCGGAGGACGUUCAGCUCAUAGGCCGUCUGCAGACCCGCCUGAAGGAGAGGGAGGAGGUCAUCAAGCAGCUCACGAAGGAGAGAAGAUUUCACUACACAGCCUUCCCCAGCGCAGUGUCCCAUCGGAAUCGGUCCUUCUCUUUCAAUCCUCACCCGGGGUACCUGACCCCUUCCAUGAAGAAGAAGGUGAUGGAGGAAGUGCCCAGCCGAGUGGUCAGUGUGCCAAACCUUGCUUCCUAUGCCAAGAAUUUUCUGAGUGGCGACCUGAGCUCCAGGAUCAGUGCCCCUCCAAUAACUAAGUCACCCAGUUUGGACCCAGGCCCCACCUGUGGCCGGCCUUACAAACCCAGCCCAUCUCUAGAUGCGAAAACCGCCACAAGAACACAAGAUGAUGAACCAGCCCAACCCAAAGAAGUCCAGCAGAAGCAGGGCCCCGCUCACCAGGAAUGGUUUACCAAAUAUUUUUCUUUCUAAACGGAUCCUUGGGAUAUCAUAAAGAGGAUAUUUGGAAAACAUUUCUUUUGAAACCUCGGACUGAAGGAAUGAACUAAAAAGCCAACCAACCAAAUAACUUGCUUGUAAUAUGAUUUACAUAUAUAGCGAAGAAAAAUUCUUCAAUUAACAUGUCAUACUUUUCACUGUGACAUUAAAACGAUCCAGUGUUAACAGAAAGCACCCACAGGGAAAUAUUAUUGUUACUGAUGGCCUACACGUGAUAUUUCCAGUGUCCAGAAGACUGCACUCCGCCUUGUGGAAUAUCAGACAUUGUGAUUUCCAUGGUCUGCUUUUAAAGUGGUUUCAUUUUUCCUAGGAUGCUGGUGAAGUAUUUCUGUGUAAAUGAUUUAAUUCCAAAAUGCACAUGUAACCUCAACAGGUAGAAGAAUAAAACAAAGCUCAAAAUAACCAGGACAGCCAAUUUUAAAAAACAAAACAAAGAGAACAAAACUACUAGGAAUGGACUAUAGCCAACUUUGGCAUACUUGGGUCAAGUAUGUUGACUUCCUAGGUCUGGGACAUGAAGAAAAUUAGAGAGGGCAUAACACAUACCUCAAAGGGGCUUUUUGAGGUUUAAGCAAAAUAUGGGUAACGAUACUAAUCAUGGACUGGAAUUAAGCCUCGGCAAGAUUUUUUGGUGGGUGAGCCUUGCCCGUCAUAUAUCUCCGUUUCAACAACUGUAGCAUCACCUUGGUCAUUGGUGAAGGUUUCUAGAUUAUCUGUUCUUUGAAGUCAAAGAUCAACUGAACCUCUAGUUUUGCCUCACGGUGCGUUGCUUCCCCGUUGCAUGGACCCUCGGUAGAUUAAAGGGAACUGGGAAUGGCCAUUCACGGUGCUGAGUUGUCUGACCCUCUGAUGGGGCAGUGCGAUUUGACAAGACUCAAUACAACUUCUAGUGGGCAAAACACAUCCGCACUCUGGUGCUGGCCCAGCAGGUGGCCCAUAAACAGUUGUCUAUUCUAUGCAGUCAAAUCUUUGCUCUUUGAAUAAAACUUUAAACAAGUGAGCAAUAAAAAUGGGUGUGACUUGUAUUGAUUUUCCAAAGAAAGGUGAAA
Messenger RNA from Hippopotamus amphibius kiboko, 4679 nucleotides. It is a transcript of the gene FAM184B, whose product is annotated as family with sequence similarity 184 member B. The record is from RefSeq and is a predicted model, not a curated record. Lineage: Eukaryota; Metazoa; Chordata; Mammalia; Artiodactyla; Hippopotamidae. The coding region runs from base 1 to 3603 and encodes 1200 amino acids. The transcript has 19 exons.